GCGGCGGCCCUGGAAGCGCCGGUGGAUGGGCGCGCGGGCGGGCGGCUGGCGCAACGGUGCACGUGAGGCGCCGCGAUGAAGUUCGCGUAUCGGUUUUCAAAUUUGCUGGGUACAGUUUAUCGACGUGGAAAUUUAAAUUUUACAUGCGAUGGAAAUUCAGUUAUCAGUCCUGUGGGCAAUAGAGUCACUGUGUUUGACCUUAAAAACAACAAAUCUGACACGCUGCCCCUGGCCACUCAGUACAAUGUCAAAUGUGUGGGGCUGUCUCCAGAUGGCCGCCUUGCCAUCAUCGUGGAUGAAGGGGGCGUUGCGCUGCUGGUCAGCUUGGUCUGCAGGUCGGUGCUGCACCGCUUCCACUUCAAGGGCUCUGUGCACAGUGUCUCCUUCUCCCCGGAUGGCAGGAAAUUUGUCAUCACAAAGGGCAACAUUGCUCAGAUGUACCAUGCCCCUGGUAAGAAGCGAGAAUUCAACGCCUUUGUCCUGGACAAAACUUACUUUGGGCCGUAUGAUGAGACCACAUGCAUUGAUUGGACCGACGACUCCAGGUGCUUUGUGGUCGGCAGCAAAGAUAUGUCCACCUGGGUGUUUGGAGCCGAGCGCUGGGACAACCUCAUCUACUACGCACUGGGAGGACACAAAGAUGCCAUCGUGGCCUGCUUCUUUGAAUCCAACAGUCUGGACCUGUACUCGCUCAGCCAGGACGGAGCCCUGUGUGUGUGGCAAUGUGACACGCCCCCCGAGGGCCUGAGGCUGAAAGCCCCCUCGGGCUGGAAGGCGGACCUGCUGCAGCAGGAGGAGGAUGAGGACAAUGAUGAAGAAGACAGGGAGAGCACCAUCCGUGGGAAAACUGCGCCAGCUGGGGAGGAGAAGAGAGGGAAAGUGACGUAUUCGCGGCUGGCCAAGUACUUCUUCAAUAAAGAAGGAGAUUUUAACAACCUGACAGCUGCAGCGUAUCACAAGAAGACUCGCCUCUUAGUCACUGGUUUUGCUUCUGGAACUUUCCAUCUUCAUGAGCUCCCGGAGUUCAAUCUCAUCCACUCCCUGAGCAUCUCAGACCAAAAGAUUGCCUCUGUCGCCAUCAACAGCUCCGGGGACUGGAUCGCCUUUGGCUGCUCAGGCCUGGGCCAGCUGCUGGUGUGGGAGUGGCAGAGCGAGUCCUACGUGCUCAAGCAGCAGGGCCACUUCAACAGCAUGGUGGCUCUGGCCUACUCUCCUGAUGGGCAGUACAUUGUGACCGGGGGUGAUGACGGCAAGGUCAAGGUGUGGAACACCCUCAGUGGCUUCUGCUUCGUCACCUUCACAGAGCACUCCAGUGGGGUCACCGGUGUGACCUUUACUGCCACUGGCUAUGUCAUCGUGACCUCCUCCAUGGACGGGACUGUGCGAGCCUUUGACCUUCACAGGUACCGAAACUUCCGCACCUUCACGUCUCCACGCCCCACCCAGUUCUCCUGCGUGGCUGUGGAUUCAAGUGGGGAGAUCAUCUCUGCUGGGGCCCAGGAUUCCUUUGAGAUCUUUGUGUGGUCCAUGCAGACAGGCAGGCUCCUGGACGUGCUGUCCGGCCACGAGGGGCCUAUCAGUGGUCUGUGUUUCAACCCGAUGAAGUCCAUCCUGGCCAGUGCCUCCUGGGACAAGACAGUGCGCCUGUGGGACAUGUUUGAUAGCUGGAGGACCAAAGAGACACUGGCCCUGACCUCUGAUGCUCUGGCUGUGACUUUUCGCCCUGAUGGUGCAGAGCUGGCAGUAGCCACGCUGAACUCGCAGAUCACCUUCUGGGACCCUGAGAAUGCCGUGCAGACAGGCUCUAUCGAGGGCAGGCAUGACCUCAAGACGGGCAGGAAGGAGCUGGACAAGAUCACAGCCAAACACUCAGCCAAAGGGAAGGCCUUCACCACUCUGUGCUACUCUGCGGAUGGCCACAGUGUCCUUGCAGGAGGCAUGUCCAGGUUCGUGUGCAUUUAUCACGUCAGGGAGCAGAUUCUCAUGAAGAAGUUCGAGAUCUCCUGCAACCUCUCUCUGGAUGCCAUGGAGGAAUUUUUGAACAGGAGAAAAAUGACAGAGUUUGGCAACUUGGCACUGAUUGAUCAAGAUGCUGGGGAGGAUAAUGGAGUCGCCAUACCACUGCCAGGUGUAAAGAAAGGUGACAUGAGUUCUCGGCACUUUAAACCUGAAAUCAGGGUGACUUCACUUCGCUUCUCUCCUACCGGACGCUGCUGGGCAGCAACCACCACCGAGGGGCUCCUCAUCUACUCGCUGGAUGCCCACAUGCUCUUCGACCCGUUUGAGCUGGACACCAGCAUCACCCCCGGGCGGAUUCGUGAGGCACUGCACCAGCAGGAGUUCACCAGGGCCAUCCUCAUGGCCUUCCGGCUCAACGAGAGGAAGCUGGUGCAGGAGGCCCUGGAGUCGGUGCCCAGGGACGAGAUUGAAGUUGUCAGCUCCUCUCUUCCUGAGUUGUAUGUAGAGAAAGCGCUUGAGUUUCUAGCUUCUUCCUUUGAGGUGUCUCGUCAUCUAGAAUUCUAUCUUAUUUGGACUCAGAAACUGCUCCUGUUGCACGGACAGAAGUUAAAGUCCAGAGCAGGGAAGCUGCUGCCUGUGGUUCAUUUUCUCCAGAAGAGUAUCCAGAGGCACCUAGAUGACGUUUCUAAGCUCUGUGACUGGAACCGCUAUAACAUUCAGUACGCUCUGGCAGUCUCCAAGCAGCGGGGCAUGAAGCGCCCUUUGGAACCACCAGGAAGUGAGGCGGAAGCGGGAGCAUCUGACGAUGACAGUCUGCACCUGCUCAGACCAGCGGCUGGAGAUGGAGGAGGAGAAGGGAUGCUGGAGUAGGGCCGCCACGGUUGCAAUACCGGAUUGUUUGGGUUAAGACCCGCAGAAGAGAUGAAACCAUUGUGCCUUCCGGGCCAGGAAGCAGGAGGCAAUGCAGAGAGCAGCUGAGAUACCGUUGCUGGUGACCUGUUUCCCAUAAGAGUCAAACACGCAGCCACCAGGAUAGCUGUUGGUUGGUGCUGGGUUGCACAAACUUGGCACUCAGGGCCCUGGAACCGGGCGGUGUGAAUAACAAUGAAUGUUGAAACAU
Messenger RNA from Cynocephalus volans (Philippine flying lemur), 3079 nucleotides. RefSeq names its product PWP2 small subunit processome component (gene PWP2). Gene Ontology annotation, cellular component: Pwp2p-containing subcomplex of 90S preribosome; small-subunit processome. Lineage: Eukaryota; Metazoa; Chordata; Mammalia; Dermoptera; Cynocephalidae. Gene Ontology annotation, biological process: ribosomal small subunit assembly; maturation of SSU-rRNA from tricistronic rRNA transcript (SSU-rRNA, 5.8S rRNA, LSU-rRNA). The record is from RefSeq and is a predicted model, not a curated record. Gene Ontology annotation, molecular function: protein binding. The transcript has 21 exons. The coding region runs from base 76 to 2829 and encodes 917 amino acids.